GAAAGCUGAAAGCCAAAGGGCAUCCUCCUACAAAAGCCUCCUUCAACCCCCCCGACUUCUCCAUUUCAAAUCCUUUUGGGUCCGUUAACGUUGAGAGAGAGAGAGAGAGAGAUGGCUAGAGCGAAUCGGCGUCCGAAGCUGGCGAGCACCGCCGAGCACAGCUCGUCCUCGUCCUCGUCCUCAUCGCCAUCGGCAACGGGGACGCCUCCACCAGUUGGCGAUGACGAGCAGCAGCAGCAUCAACCGGACUUCGAGAAGAGAGCUCGCGAUUUGGAGAUACAGAAUGGAUCUCACCAGAAAGAGAUUGAGGAACUGAGAAGCAAACGAAGUAAUUCAUCAGUCACUCCUAAUGACAGCAUGCGCAAGAUGAAGGAAGGCUAUCUUCAAAAGUUAAAUGUGCUUGAAGAGCAGGUUAAAGAAUUGAAGAAGAAGCAAGAUGUCCAAUCCCAACUUUCUAUGUAUAGAAGAAAAAGUGAAGAGAGCACAAAGCAUUUGCAGGACGAGAUUCAAAAGUUGAAAGCUCAAAAGGUUCAACUCCAAUGCAAAAUGAAAAUGGAGUCCAUGCAGUACAGGUUGUGCAAGGCUUCAUUGGAAAAGGAAAUCCUUCAGCUUAAGAAAGAGGGAAGGAGAAAUGACUACGAGAUGCAUAAACUAUUGGCAUUAAACCAGAGGCAAAAGUUGGUCUUGCAACGAAAGACAAAAGAAUCUUCUGUGGCUACGAAUCGCCUAAGACAACUUGUUGAAUCUCAAAAGGCUCUGUUGCAUAUGAAAGCUGGGUCCAGGAAGGGAAAUACUUCUGGGAUUCAGCUGCAGGCUAUUGAGCAUGAGCUUGAAGUCACAUCACAUAUAAGUGAGAUUUGUUCUGAAUAUGAACAUCAAGUAGAGAUGAUGGCAGAUGAGAUCAUGAAGAUAAAGGAAGAAGCUGAGUCACUAAAGCAAGAGAACCUCAGGCACUUGUUGGAGAACAAAGAACUCGAGUGUAGAGAAGAUCCAGAGCUGAAAGACUUGAAAGAAGAUGUAGUUAAACUGAGUUGUAUGCUUCACAAACUAGAAAUGCCAAAAGCCAAAUUCCCACCUCUGGAAGAGUUGCAGGAGGACUUGAGUCAAUCGUCCCUAUCAAUAGGGAGUAGCAGUGAACAAUCAAAUACAAGUACACAUAAAGCGGAAACUUGUGAGAAUGUUGCUGCCAAGGGGGAAAAUGCAUCAGCCAUAUGCUGCUCUUGUAGUAAGAAAUCUUUGUGCAAGACAAUGAAAUGUCAGUGCCGAGUGGCUAGGGGCAGCUGCGGGACAUCAUGUGGUUGUUCGCAUACCAAAUGUACCAACAGGAGCUCACUUGUGGCCAAGUUGAAUGAAACCAUCCCAACACAAGUGGACAAAGGAAAUGGACACUUGAAAUGUUCAGGCAGCGCCGAUGCAGAGAAGGUCCUUGAUGCUAACGAUGUGACGACACUUCAGAGCGUGAACGGGGACUCAGUUGCAGUCAAGCCGGAUGAAAUUAUCCCAAGAGAAGCGGCUGAAGGAAAUUCGAAAUGUUCAGGCAGUGCUGAAGCAGAGAAGAGUAGCAUUCUUGAUUCGAAAGAUGCAACCGCAACUCUGAAUGCAACUGUCACGGUGCCCGCCGAGACAAAUGAUAACUGUGGCCUUAAGAAGAUGCCUCUCUAUGAUAUUGCCAACACACUGAUGAAAACAUUUGCUUCAAAGCAUAACCAGAGAAGGAAAAGGCGAAACUGAGGUCCCAAAGUAGCGCAAUCGAAUGGCGGAACAGCCUGAAAUCCCUGGAAAGCCGGACUCUGAAGACUAAGUGCGCAGCAACGUCCAGUGGUAUAGCUGUCUCCUAUUGGCGAGGACCGACAAAACUCAACUGGAUCCCAUCCUCCAAGGAGGAGAGUGUGAAGCCGAACCAACUCGAUUAAGUUCCGACUCAGUUUUAUCCUGGUGGUUUGUUAUCUUUUGUUAGCAACCUCACAAUAGAGACCAUUGUUUGGAUAACUAGAAUCAAAGGUAUCACAGAAGCUGCCUUUUUGAAGUUGAUGAGGAGGUUUGAUUUGACAUUAGAGGUUCUGAUGCCACAUUCUUUCAUUGAUUAAUCAAUAGAAGUCUGAACAGAAAGUGAA
Rhodamnia argentea is the source of this 2114-nucleotide messenger RNA. RefSeq names its product kinesin-like protein KIN-4C. The coding region runs from base 112 to 1731 and encodes 539 amino acids. The transcript has 12 exons. Gene Ontology annotation, biological process: microtubule-based movement; mitotic spindle organization. The record is from RefSeq and is a predicted model, not a curated record. NCBI's taxonomy places the organism in Eukaryota, Viridiplantae, Streptophyta, Magnoliopsida, Myrtales, Myrtaceae. Gene Ontology annotation, molecular function: microtubule motor activity.